This is a messenger RNA of Ruditapes philippinarum (Manila clam), 2433 nucleotides long. Its product is annotated as sortilin-related receptor-like. The record is from RefSeq and is a predicted model, not a curated record. Gene Ontology annotation, molecular function: protein binding. Bases 358 to 2418 code for a protein of 686 amino acids. Lineage: Eukaryota; Metazoa; Mollusca; Bivalvia; Venerida; Veneridae. The transcript is spliced from 15 exons.
UGGGUUUCACGAUUCGCAAUCAAAGAUGUUUUUGGAGAGAACAAAUUUUGCUCUCAUAAUUUACCACCAGAGACAUACAAAUCAAAAGGUUCAAUAAUUCAAAUUGACUUUCAACUACAAUCUUUUUUGUGGACUCAAAGCGUUGAUAAAACUGAAGGAUUUCGACUACAUUAUCAAUUAACUAACCACUAUCUUGAAAGGUAUACUACUGACGUUAAAGGCUCUAAAUCAACAGCCUGUUCAAAGUUUUUCCAAAAAUGUUACACUGUAAUCUCUGAGGAGGUUUCUUGGGAUACCGCUAAUACUAAUUGUCGUGAGCGCAAUGGACAUCUUGUAACUAUAGCAUCAAGAACAGAAAUGAAAUACAUCCAAUACUUACUUCGACAUCAGUUAUAUAAUAAGAAGAAUACAACGCUCAAGGACAAAGUGGACAAACAAGAAGUAUUUGGGGCUCAUAUUGGUUUACAGCGUGUGUUUGAUAAACCAAAACAGAGAAAGAUAUUUACAUGGAUUAACAACUACACAGUAACUUUUAGUGCUUGGGAAAGCGGACAACCUUCAACCGGGGAGUGCACACGGACUUCAUUCGAGUAUUUUAACACCGACGAGCUUUGGGCCACUGAAGAUUGUUUUAGUAACAUAGUUGACUUUUUCAUCUGUGAAAAGCCGUUUCCAGUGGAUGGGGAAAACAGAAAGCCUCGCAUUAAGCAAGAUCAGUGUAAAAGUGUUUAUCUAAAUGAAGACAUUAUUGCAUCACCUCACUCUGGUAAAACUUGUCAAAAUUGGGGAAACCUGUCCGGCAAAGCUGAAAGAGAUUUUGACACAAAUUCUUACAACCGCAAAUAUUUAACAAAUUCAACUCUUUGUCAGGAUCCUUCAAAUCAAAACAUUUUAUGGUGCUAUGUUAAUGGUACUGGAGAAUCUAUCCGAGAACCGUGCUAUUUGCCUCAUAAAGGUUUAACUACUAUGCCUGAAAAGAGAUUGCCUGAUGUAAAUUGCUCUGAUGGAUCUGAAAUAUCUAUGAUAAAUUGGUGUGAUGGGGAUUUUGACUGCUCAGACUAUUCGGACGAAUUGUCAUGCCAAAGUGAUAUUCAACAACACAACCUCACGAAUAUUGUAAACAUAAUGAAAAAAUCUCACCCACCCCAACGAAGCAAACGCGGGCAACAUUUCAUGUGUGAAAAAAGCAAGGAGUGGAUAUCCACGUUAGCUUUAUGUGAUAACGUCAUCGAUUGUCUUGAUGCUUCGGACGAAGUCAAUUGUUCACACAGAAAAAUAGGAUGUGAUGACAACGGGUUUUUGUGUGAUGGGGGAAAUUGUAUAAAGCUAAAUCAAGUAUGUGACUUUAUAUCCGACUGUACGGACGGUACAGACGAACUCUGUGAUUACCGAAAGUGUGAAGGAAAUGAAUUUACCUGUACAAAUAAACAAUGCAUUCCAGCAGAGAAAAAAUGCAAUGCUAUAAUUGACUGUUUAGAUUAUAGUGAUGAAAUGAAUUGCGACUCCUGUAAGAAGUCGUUUCUCUGUGCUGAUGAAUCCAAAUGCAUCCCUCGCCGGCUGACAUCUGAUCGCUACUCAGACUGUAAGGACAGUCGUGAUGAAAAGCUUUGCAACGGAUUUAUUCAAUCAUGCGUUUACUUCAGUGGUGAAUAUCUACCGGCAGGAAAAGUCUUUACACCUUAUACUAUUUGGAAUUAUCAGUUGGAAGGUAACAAAUCAGGAAAACAUACCUUUUCAAGUCAAAGUAACAGUCUAUCCGACCUUGGUUUUUCAUAUCCGGGUGUACUAACAGAGGACUUUUCCUGUGUUUUAAAGGUACAAACCGAUUGCACGUUCAACUUUCGUGAAGCAUCCCUAAUUGACAAUUUCAAAACCGAUUUUGCAUAUCCGUUUUGUGAGUGCACAAUAGAAACAUUCAAAUAUGAUUUUCUAAGAUUGGAUUGGCAUUUGCUGUCGGUGACGAGGUGCGAUGGAAGUGAAAUCACGCGAUUACACGUUGAUGAAGAAAGUAUUUAUCCUAAAAUCACAAUAAUUAUUGAUUUAAACUUCGAAUCAACAAGUGACUUAUUACACCAAACAAAACUACCACCUUAUUGCACUUACGAGUACAAUGUGACCGAAAUUGGGGACUUCAUCUUCUUUUGUGAAAGAGAUGACAAGGUCAUACCAAGGGCAAUGAUGUGUAUUUAUGCCAUAGAUGCCAGCGGUUACAUGACUGGAUGCCGAUCUGGCGACCAUUUACAAAGUUGCGAAAAUUUCAGUUGUCCUGUAAAUACAGUUAAAUGCCCAGGAAGUUAUUGUAUUGAACAACGAUUUUUGUGUGAUGGACACAUUGACUGUCCUAGAGGAGAGGAUGAACAAGAUUGUAGUAAGUGUUUAAGAUAUAUACUUUUGUUUUCAUUUGUGAUGUUUGUUUAAAACCACUUUUACUAU